Fonsecaea multimorphosa CBS 102226 is the source of this 693-nucleotide messenger RNA. RefSeq lists its product as uncharacterized. The record is from RefSeq and is a predicted model, not a curated record. Gene Ontology annotation, biological process: Golgi organization; intracellular protein transport; endoplasmic reticulum to Golgi vesicle-mediated transport. Gene Ontology annotation, cellular component: COPII-coated ER to Golgi transport vesicle; Golgi apparatus; endoplasmic reticulum-Golgi intermediate compartment. NCBI's taxonomy places the organism in Eukaryota, Fungi, Ascomycota, Eurotiomycetes, Chaetothyriales, Herpotrichiellaceae. The coding region runs from base 1 to 693 and encodes 230 amino acids. The transcript is spliced from 3 exons.
AUGAAAUCCUUACUUGCCGCUUUGGCCGCGGUCACAUCCGUCCUCAUCCCUUCGACCCAAGCCCUAUAUUUCUAUCUCGAUGGCACGACGCCCAAGUGCUUCUACGAGGAUUUGCCAAAGGGCACGCUGGUCGUUGGAACAUACAAAUCCGAAGCCUACUCGCCUCAGACGCAGACCUUUUCCGCCACGCCCGACCUCAACAUCCACUUCACCGUCGAAGAGACCUUUGACAACGACCACCGCGUCGUGACACAGACAACGCAGUCCUCGGACCAAAUGUCGAAAUUCACAUUCAGUGCCGCGGACGCAGGCCUGCACAGACUCUGCUUUACGCCCUCGGGACCCGCAGCGGUCAGUGUGGGUGGAUGGUUCGGAACCAGUGGCAACGGAUUGGGAGGAGUGAAAUUGACCGUCGACAUGGCGAUCGGGGAGACGAGCAAGAUUGAGAGUGAGGACAAGGGCAAGAUCGACACCCUGGUUGGUAAAGUGAGGGAGUUGAACGGCAGACUGCAAGACAUCAGGCGGGAGCAGAAGUUUCAAAGAGAACGAGAAGCAGAAUUCCGCGACCAAAGCGAAGCCGUCAACGCGAGAAUCGUCCGGUGGACGUUGAUCCAGCUGGGCGUCUUGGGCGUCACAUGCGCCUGGCAGCUGUCACAUCUGAGAUCGUUCUUUAUCAAGCAGAAAUUGACAUAG